Penicillium alfredii is the source of this 1380-nucleotide messenger RNA. RefSeq names its product 3-deoxy-7-phosphoheptulonate synthase class II. The record is from RefSeq and is a predicted model, not a curated record. Gene Ontology annotation, biological process: aromatic amino acid biosynthetic process. Gene Ontology annotation, molecular function: 3-deoxy-7-phosphoheptulonate synthase activity. Lineage: Eukaryota; Fungi; Ascomycota; Eurotiomycetes; Eurotiales; Aspergillaceae. The transcript has 6 exons. The coding region runs from base 1 to 1380 and encodes 459 amino acids.
AUGGCCGACUGGAGCCCCGACUCCUGGACUACAAAACCCAUCAAGCAGGAUGUGGUCUACGAAGAUGCCCAAGGGGUAAAAGACGCACUAGACAAGCUGCAGAAGCUGCCGCCAUUGGUGACUUCACAUGAGAUAAAUACUCUCAAUAAUAACUUGAAAAAUGUUGCCCUAGGCAAGGCUUUUGUCCUGCAAGGCGGAGACUGUGCCGAGCUCUUCGAUUACUGCAACCAAGAUAUGAUCGAAGCCAAGGUCAAGCUUUUGCUUCAAAUGAGCUUGGUCCUGAUCUGGGGCGCCAACAAACCAGUCAUCCGUAUUGCCCGAAUCGCCGGGCAAUUCGCGAAGCCCCGAUCUAGUCCGACAGAAGUGGUCAACGGGGUAGAGAUGCCCUCGUUCCGAGGCGACAACAUCAACGGCUUCGACGCUGACGCCAAGUCCCGACAGCCAGACCCAUCGCGGUUGGUCGCAGCGUACUUCCACUCGGCCGCGACGCUGAACUACCUCCGAGCAUCGCUGUCAUCAGGCCUGGCAGACCUGCAUUCCCCACUGGACUGGGGACUGGGCCAUGUGAUCACGCCAUCGAUCAAGGAGCAGUACUCACGGAUCGUGGGCGCAGUCAAAGACGCACUGCGCUUCAUGCGCACCGUCGGAAUCGAUAAGGACCGCGGCGUCGAGACAGCCGACAUCUACACGAGCCACGAGGGACUGGCACUCGAGUACGAGCAGAGUCUAACGCGGCAACUAUCGACACCCACCACCAGCAGCAGCACCAGUGCAGGAACAACCGGAGGGUUCUACGCAACAUCCGCGCAUUUCCUCUGGAUCGGCGACCGCACCCGGCAACUAGACGGCGCCCACGUAGAAUUCUUCCGCGGCAUCGCCAACCCAAUUGGAAUCAAGAUCGGGCCCAGCAUGGCACCCGACGAGCUGGUGCGGCUACUGGACGUCGUGAACCCAACGCGGGAGGUGGGCAAAGUCACACUGAUCUCGCGGUAUGGCGCCGCCAAGAUCGACGCGUUCCUGCCCGCACAUAUCAGCGCCGUGCAGGCGUCCGGCCAUGUCCCCGUGUGGCAGUGCGAUCCUAUGCACGGGAACACGCAGGCGACGCCGUCGGGGGUCAAGACGCGCCAUUUCACUGAUAUCUUGUCGGAGCUGCGGCAGGCGCUGGAGAUUCAUCGCGCUGCGGGGUCGUUCCUUGGUGGGAUGCAUCUUGAGUUGACGGGUGAGGCUGUUACGGAGUGUGUUGGUGGUGCGGCGGGUUUGACGGAAGAGGGCCUUGGUGAAAGGUAUACCACGUUUUGUGAUCCUCGUUUGAAUGAAAAGCAGGCUCUGGAGCUGGCUUUUCUGGUUGCGGGCUUUUACCGCGAGGAGUCGGAGGAUUGA